Molecule: messenger RNA, 2292 nt
Organism: Iphiclides podalirius (scarce swallowtail)
Lineage: Eukaryota; Metazoa; Arthropoda; Insecta; Lepidoptera; Papilionidae
Source: the annotation of a GenBank genome assembly
AUGCUAAAAUUACCCAAAGGCCUUAAAAAGAAGAAAAAGGGUAAAAAGUCGAAGCGUAAAGGGGAGGAAGAACUUUUUACAGAGGAAGAAUUAGAAAAGUAUAGACGAGAACACCAGCAGCAGCAAACUGAAAGUGGGGAAAGCUCUACAAAAGAAAAUGAAGAAUGGUCAAAAUUCAAAGAUUUGACAACUGGAGUAGAUUCUGUGCUUAAGAAAACACAGGGUGAUUUAGAUCGCAUCAAAUCUACAUCAUUUUUUCAACGAGUUCAGCCUAAAGAACCAGAGCCAGAAGUAAAGGAAGCUCCGUCAAGACCGAUUGUUGAAGUUACUGAAGCAGAUUUUCCCCAACUUGUUCAAUCCAAUGCAACAGAUAUCGAUGAUGAUAAAAGUGAAUAUGGACUGACUGAUGACGAGUCUGAGGGUGAAGAUCAAGACGACAUCUUUGAUACUUCUUAUGUCGACGCCGUCGAACGGGGGGAAGUGAAACUUGCAUACGUUCCGGACUCACCUGAAGAAUUCCAAGACGAUGGAUUAUUCGAUACGUCUCACGUCGAUGCAUUAAUUAAAGGCCAAGAGAGUAAAGGAAAAGGUGGAAAAAAAACUUUAGACAUUGGUGUUGCCGUCGAAGUUCUUACGGGGCGGAUUGAUAAUUUAACUCUUACAACAAAAAAGCCAAAAAGGGUGAUCCCAGGAGAUCUGUUAUUAGAAAGUUCUGACGCAGAAAUACCAGCAACUGUAAAGACUUACGAAAGUGAAACAGUUCAAACAAGCAUUUUAGAUGCUGAUACUGACAUUCCAAUAACAACGCCUAUUGAUCUUAGUGUAUCAUUACACACAUCACUAAUACAACAAAAUAAAAAAGAUAGUCAAGAAGAUACAUUUGAACUUGGUGAUACUAAUACAAAGCAGGCACCAAGUGAAGAAGAAGAUGAUGAAUUCACAUUACUAGCUACCGAAUCUCUUGAGACAAAACCUGAGAUUCUUAAAAUCGAAGAGAAAGAAAUAAAACUCGAACCUGUUAUACAGGAAUCGUGGUCAGCCUUUGAAGCAGAUAAGAACGAAUCUGUUUUUGCAGAAGGCAUAGUUGAAGACCAAAUUGACGUAGACCCGUAUAUAGACCAGGACGAUCCGUUUGAUACUAGUUUUGCGGAAGCCGUUAUACCAGCUACAGUUCAAAUUAAACCAGAACCAACAAUUCUUGAAGACGACGAAGAUUUCGAUCCGCGAGCAGACGAGUUUCGAGAAAAACUUAAUAAUCGGCGUAAAUCUUCGGUUAGAAUCCAUUUGAUUAACCCAUUAGGAAUUAGGGAAUCUAUAACAUCGGAUGACAUUAAUGAUACUGAAGAGAGCAAAAUUACUCGUGAUUUAUUAGGAGGAAGCACUACAGAUCUAACACAGUUAGGGGAUUCCCCUCUUAAUCCGCUAGACGCAAAUGACAGUGAUAUAGAUCCGUUCGACACUACAAUUGUUGACAAAGUAGUAGCACCGGGGAAAAUUGAACUAAAGUUAUUGGAACAGGAAUUGAUUGGUGCAACACCGGCAUCUACUAUAUAUCGCGUACCAAGUGAUCCUGAUUUUGACCCACGGGCUGACGAGCCUAAACAUUCAGAGCGAAGAGCAUCACGCCCUGAAAACCUUACAGUUAGUAAGAGCGUGGGUUUUAAUAUAAACGAGGAAAGCGGUAAUUUAGAUUCCAAGUCUAAAUCAACUAAACCUUUAACUCCAUAUUAUACUAGAGAAAUUUCUAUAACUGAAGAAAUAAACGAGAGUGGGGAAACUAUCGAUAAAGUCGCUGAGGGAUUAACACGAACUCGAUCUGACGAAGAUUUAAGUGGUACAAUAAAGUACCAAACGAAAAGACGCCAUUCUGAGUAUCCCCAACCGCUUAAUACAAAGGUAAAUUUAAAAACCAGUGAUAUCCUUAACAGCGGUAACUUUGAGUUACAAGCUAAAGUACUUACACCCGCAGGACCGCAGCCACUUCCAGAAAAUCUUCAAAAAGUUGAAGAAGACCCGUUCGAUACAUCUUUUGCAAGUGAUAUUAAACCAAGCAAAACAGAGUUAAAACUCUUAGCUAAAGAAUUGGACAUUACUGAUUCUAAAGCUUCAUCUGAACAUAAUCAGGAUCUAUUAGAGGCAUCUGACGAUAUAUUUCAAGUAAAGGCAUUAACUCCUGAACCAGCAGAUUUAACACAAACGCAGGAGGACUUUGAUCCCUUUGAUACUUCAUUUGCCACAGCUCUUAAUCCGGGCAAAACGGAACUGAAAUUGCUUGAGUCUGAAUUUCUAAAC